AUGGCGUCUUGGCAUGCUAACAUUGACUUUUCGUGCCUGCCAACAUAUCAUAUCCGCCCAGACUUUCUUGGAGUGUCAAGGGAGGACUCGAAUAGAGCACAAGCGUCGUCACAAGAGGUUGCCCAUCAAUGGGCACGAGUUCAAGAUGCGAAGGCCGUUGUCAAUGAAGUACUCACUGCUCCCAAACGCUACACUGCAAGCGGGCACAGCUAUAGUGUGCAUGGUAGCGGUGACUCUGGAGACGGUUGUGAGGAGGGCCAAUGGACAAGAAACUCUACAUGCAAGCUGAUGAUACACUGUACAGCAUGCCUCGACGCUUACAACUUCGUGUACACAGACUCUAAGGAUACCAGCACAGCAAUGGCGUCGGGAAUGCGUGAGCCGUUCCCCACGGAACCGGGAGACUUUGACCAAGACACUCGCAUCAGCUUCGACAAGAAUGUAGACACCUACGUCCUCGAAGCCGGAGACGGCACGGCAUGGGAGUGGGUGGGAAACAGGCAGAAAUGGGUUCCAGCGAUGAACGAAGAGGAGAUCGAAGCCCAGCGCCAAGCCUAUAAGGUCGAGGGUGUGGACGAGAAUGAGCCGGCAAUGGACCUGAUGGCCAAGAAGCGCAAAGCCCAGCACGACGGUGACAACACUGAUGCAUUGACCACCAACGCCCGGCCUGUCGCCAAGAAGCAGAAGCCGGAAGAGACGCGGAAGGAGCGUCCGAAUACCGCCAUCUACGUGACUUCCUUACCAGACGACGUCGACAUCGAUGAGCUGCAUGACAAGUUCUCUCGUUAUGGAAUCAUAUCGGAGAACCUCGAGACCAACGAGCCGCGCAUCAAGCUCUACUAUGACGAUGACGGCAAAUUCAAGGGCGAGGCUUUGAUCGGUAAAUCUUUGUGUCAACACUGUUUCGCGUACAAGUUCUACUUCCGCCCAGAAUCUGUCAAAAUGGCUAUCGACAUGACUGACGAGUCCGACUUCCGCCUGGGCCAAGCACUUCCCACCGGACCCAUGCGCGUUCACGAAGCCGACGCUAGCUUCAAGUCACAGAAGGAGAAGCCGCUCGCUACCGACGAAGCGAAGAAGAAGGGCACGACCGCUAAUCGCGACCGUGAGAGGGUCAUCAAGAAGACCGAAGCCAUGAACAGCCGUCUCGCUGACUGGGACGACGACGACCCGCAAGCUCUACCGGACACUUCCAGCCGCUGGGACAAAGUCGUCAUCCUCAAGGGGAUGUUCACAUUGGAAGAGCUGAAGGAUGAUCCACACGCAACAUCCGACAUCAAAGCAGACGUUACCGAAGAAGCCGAGAAGUUCGGCACCGUCUCGAGCGUAACACUCUACGACAAAGAGGAAGCUGGCGUUAUGACUGUUCGCUUCACCGAUGCUAGGGCCGCUCGCGCGUGUAUCGAUGUCUUCGACGGUCGCAAGUACGCUGGGACGAAAGUUCAGGCAUACACCGCCGACGGCACGGAGCGUUUCAAGAAAAGCUCUCAGCGUGAGGUCGACGAGGCUGGAGAGGCGGAGAGGUUGGAGCGGUUCACCCGCGACUUGGAGGAAGAGGCCUAG
Messenger RNA from Baudoinia panamericana UAMH 10762, 1563 nucleotides. RefSeq lists its product as uncharacterized. NCBI's taxonomy places the organism in Eukaryota, Fungi, Ascomycota, Dothideomycetes, Mycosphaerellales, Teratosphaeriaceae. The record is from RefSeq and is a predicted model, not a curated record. The coding region runs from base 1 to 1563 and encodes 520 amino acids. Gene Ontology annotation, molecular function: RNA binding. The transcript is spliced from 7 exons. Gene Ontology annotation, cellular component: U2 snRNP; U2-type spliceosomal complex.